GGAGAAGGAAAGCCAAGCAGAGCAAGAGAUAGAGAGAAACCAGCAGCUAGCCAAACCAAAGCAUAGCAAGAUGCAGCACGCCAAGGAGAAGAUGAAGGACGGCGCGAGCGCCAUGAAGGCGAAGGCGACCAUCACGCAGGCCAAGGUGUCGGAGAAGGCGCAGGCGGCCACGGCGAGGUCGCACGACGAGCGGGAGCUUGCGCACGAGGGCGGCAAGGCCAAGGUCGCCGCCGCCGAGGCGGAGCUACACCAGGCCAAGGUGGUGCACCGGGAGGAGGCCAUGGAGCACCGCCUCCACAAGCACGGCCACGGCCACAAGAAGGACACCAAGCACGGCGGCGGCCACUGAUAAUACAGCGCAUGCCCGCGGACAUGGGCGUGUACAUGUCGUGUGUGACUGUGUGACCUCUUGUAAUUUUCCUUUUCUUACUUGCUUCAGUACGUGUUUGUGUUGACUUCAAGUUGGUUGUUGCUAUAGUUAAUAACAGGUCGACAAAGUUUAAUUCGUGUAUAAACUGCUUCAAUAUAUACUUGUAGUUGGGUUCGA
Molecule: messenger RNA, 547 nt
Organism: Lolium perenne
Lineage: Eukaryota; Viridiplantae; Streptophyta; Magnoliopsida; Poales; Poaceae
Biological process (GO): embryo development ending in seed dormancy
Source: RefSeq, a predicted model, not a curated record